UUUCCAGAUGCCAUUUUGUAAUAUCAAGGACGGUACACGUCGACAACAAAAGAGAAAGUUUGUAAAUAAUGUAGAUUAGUUUAAGGACAGAUCCGUUUAUUUUGCAAUUUGGAGGCAUUAUGAUCCGAAAGAAGUUUGUGUUAGAUGUCUUAGGUUGCUGAGACAGGAAAGUCUGAACUGGCACACUUCCUGAUUCAUUCUCACGCACAGUUCUUUUAAAAUGAGUGUCUGCGAGAAGAGAGAGAAGGAGGAGGAUGUGCACAUACACAAACCAGCAUCUCCAGAACCCAGCUGUGUGUCUAUAAAGAGUAACAGAUCUAUCCUGAGCCCUCCUGAAUUCAGUGACGGAGCAGUGACAUCUGUCCCUGACGCUGCCUGUACAAAGAGUCUCUAUAAGGAUGUUCAGACACACAAAACAAAAUCUUCAGAUCUCAGCUGUGUGUCUAUAAAGAGUGACAGAUCUAUCCUGAGCCCCCCUGAAUUCAGUGACGAAGCAGUGACCUCUGAUCCUGACGCUGCCUGUAAAAAGAGUGACUUCAAUGAUGUCCAGACACACCAAGCGAAAUCUCCAGAACCCAGCUGUGUGUCUAUAAAGAGUGACAGAUCUAUCCUGAGCCCACCUGAAUUCAGUGAUUUAGCAGUGACCUCUGACCCUGAAUUAAAGACAGAGUAUUUGAUCAGAUCAGUGAUGCCCCAUCAAACCCUCAUCAGACAGAGUAUCAAAGAUCAACACAAAACCUGCAUGAAAAACAAGUAUGAGAGAUUAUUUGAGGGAAUCAAGCUAGAAGGGAAUCAAACUCUUCUGAACAGGAUCUACACACAGCUGUACAUCAUAGAGGGAGAGAGUGAAGGAGUGAAUGAAGAACACGAGGUUUUACAGAUGGAGAAAACAGCCAGAACACAAGACACUCCAAUCUACUGCAAUGACAUCUUCAAACCCUUACAUCAAUCAGAAUAUAAGGUGAAGGACAAAAUCAAGACUGUUCUGACUAAAGGCAUCGCUGGAAUUGGGAAAACCGUCUCUGUGCAGAAGUUCAUUCUGGACUGGAGUGAAGGAAAAGCCAAUCAGGAUGUAGAUUUGAUGUUUGUGCUUCCAUUUCGAGAGCUGAACUUGAUUAAAGAUCAUCAGUACAGUCUUCACAGACUUCUGCUGGACUUUCAUCCUGAUCUUCAAGAUCUGCACUCACAGAUUUAUGAGGAGUGUAAAGUUGUGUUCAUCUUUGAUGGUCUGGAUGAAAGCAGAAUGACGCUGAAGUUUUCAGACAUUGAGAGAGUUAGUGAUGUGAACGAGUCUUCAUCAGUGGAUGUGUUGAUGUCAAACCUCAUCAGAGGAGAUCUGCUUCCCUCUGCUCACAUCUGGAUCACCUCCAGACCAGCAGCAACUAAUCAGAUCCCCUCCGAAUACAUCAGCCGUCUGACAGAGAUUCAGGGCUUCAAUGAGUCUCAGAAGGAGGAAUAUUUCAGGAAGAGAAUCAGUGAUGAGCAUCAAGCCAGCAGAAUCAUCUCCCACAUCAGAAGAACCAGAAGCCUCCACAUCAUGUGUCACAUCCCCGUCUUCUGCUGGAUCUCAGCCACUGUGCUUCAAAACCUCCUGAAUCAAGAUGACGGAGCAGAAAUCCCUCAAACUCUGACUGAAAUGUACAUCCACUUCCUGCUGACUCAGAUCAGCAUGAGGAAUCAGAAGUAUGAUGAGAGAGAUCGAGAGAAACUCCUGCAGUCCAACAGAGACAUGAUUGUGAAACUUGCUGAACUGGCUUUCACACAGCUAAUGGAGGGCAAUGUGAUGUUCUAUGAGGAGGACCUGAUUGAGAGCGGCAUUGAUGUCAGGGAUGCCUCGGUGUACUCUGGGAUUUGCACUGAGAUAUUCAAGGAGGAAUCAGUGGUUCACCAGAGGAAAGUCUACUGCUUCAUUCAUUUGAGCUUUCAGGAGUUUUUAGCUGCAUUGUAUGUGUUUUACUGCCAUGUCAAUAAUAAAUCACUGAAGUUGUUUCAGAAGGAAGGAUUUCUGGAUAAGCUACUUAAGUCAUCAGUUGAUGAAUCAUUACAGAGUGAAAAUGGACACCUGGAUCUUUUCCUGCGGUUCCUACUGGGCAUCUCACUGGAGUCUAAUCAGAGACUCUUACAGGAUCUUCUGAAACAAAUAGAAGACAGCUUAGAGACAUUGAAGAACAUUACACAGUACAUUAAACACAAACUCAAGGGUCAGGAACCUCUCUCAGCUGAACGAUGCAUCAAUCUGUUCCUCUGUCUGCUGGAAAUCAAGGAUCAGACUCUCUACAGAGAGAUUCAAGAGUUUGUCAAAUCAAACAAUGACUCGGAGUAUCUUCUUUCUCUAUCUCACUGCUCAACAAUCGCCUACAUGCUUCAGAUAUCAGAGGAGGUGCUGAAUGAGUUUGAUCUGAGGAAAUACAACACAUCAGAUGAAGGGAGAAGGAGACUGAUUCCAGCUGUAGUCAACAGCAGAAAAGCUCUGCUUUCUGACUGUAAUCUCACUGGUCAGUGCUGUAAAAGUUUGUCUUCAUGUCUACAAUCCCCAAACUCACUAAGAGAGCUGGACUUGAGUCACAGUUAUCUGCAGGAUUCAGGAGUGAAGAUGCUCUCUGAUGGACUGAAGAGUCCACACUGUCAACUCAACAUACUGAGACUCAUUGCCUGCAGUCUCACUGGUCAGUGCUGUGAAAGUUUGUCUUCAUGUCUACAAUCCUCAAAAUCAUUGAUGGAGCUGGACCUGAGUCACAAUGACCUGCAGGAUUCAGGAGUGAAGCUGCUCUCUGAUGGACUGAAGAGUUGUCAACUCAACACACUGAGACUCAUUGCCUGUAGUCUCACUGAUCAGUGCUGUGAAAGACUGUCUUCAUGUCUACAAUCCUCAAACUCACUGAUGGAGAUGGACCUGAGUCAAAAUGACCUGCAGGAUUCAGGAGUGAAGCUGCUCUCUGCUGGACUGAAGAGUCCACACUGCCAACUCAACAUACUGAGGUUAUCUGGCUGUAUGGUGACCGAGGAAGGCUGUAGUUUUCUGGCUUCAGCUCUGAGUUCAAACCCCUCACACCUGGAAGUGCUGGAUCUGAGCUACAAUCACCCAGGACAAUCAUUAGUCAAGCUGCUCUCUGAUCCAAACUACAGACUGGAGAAACUCAAUAUGGACCAUGGAGGAAGAAUCAGGAUUAUGACAGGACCACACAAAUAUGCAUGUGACCUCAUGCUGGAUUUAAACACAGCAAAUACACGUCUUACUCUGUCUGAGAAGAACCGAAAGGUGACAUAUGUGAAAGACAAGCAGCCGUAUCCUGAUCAUCCAGAUAGAUUUGAUUGGUGUUACCAGGUUCUGUGUAAGGAGAGUCUUUUUGGACGCUGUUACUGGGAGGCUGAAUGGAGCGGGAAUGCGGUUAAUGUAUCAGUGACAUACAAAGAAAUCAAUAGGAAAGAAUAUAGUGAUGCCUGUUGGUUUGGACUCAAUGGAAAGUCUUGGAGUCUGAACUGGUGUAAAGGCAGACUCGCUGCCAGUCACAAUAAUAAAAGCACUGCCAUACCUGCCCCUUUACAUCGCUCUAACAGAGUAGGAGUAUAUCUGGACUGGUCAGCGGGUUCUCUAUCCUUUUACAGCGUCUCUAAAACACACACACUCACACACUUACACACAUUCAACACCACAUUCACUGAACCCCUCUAUGCCGGAUUUACAGUCUAUUGUGGUAGCUCGGUGUCUUUGUGUAAGAUUAAACAGCCGUCAAUAUAUAGCAACUAACAUAACACAGCUGUGUGUAUGAAAAACACCAUCUCCCUUUAACUAACUUCGAGAAGCACACACACAAAAACUUUGGUCUAAAUUAGACAUCCCUAAAUAUCCCUGAUCUGCAUCAGUAGAAGGCAAGCAUUCGAUUUUGUCCCAAGUACACCAAGAGAAAAGUUUUGGUUCAGGCAGGUGCAAAUUAUUAUUUUUUUUAGUGUUAUAAGCUUUUUGACUGAUCAAUGCAAUAUUGCACUGUUAAACUAAUUUGUGACUUUUAUUAAUAAACUAAUUUCAAGAGGAUCACAUGAUUAUGAUUGACCACGGUUGGUCCCGCAUUUGCUUAUACAUGACUCACCAAUCAGAUGAAUCCUAACACACUAUAAAUAACUAGAGUUUCUUACCUUAGUUAUCUUCGCCUUAAAGAAUCCCACUAUAUCUACCCCUACUCCUGCCCCUCUUUCCUAGAUUAUUCCAGGAUAAGGUGGCAUGGUGGCUCAGUGGUUAGCACUGUUGCCUCACAGCAUGAAGGUUGCUGGUUCGAGUACCUGCUGGGUCAGUUGGCGUUUUUGUGUGGAGUUUGGAGUUCUCCACGUGCUCCAGUGGGUUUCCCCUGGUUUCCUCCCACAGUUCAUAGACAUGCGCUAUAGGUGAAUAUAUAUGACACCAUAUAUGAGCAUUUAGUACUAAGCUUUCAAUGCACAAACUCUAAUAAACAAACAACAGGCCGGAAGAAUACAUUCAGGGGAGUUCUCGAGACCUACCUGAGCUCAGACUCCCCUCUCGCCCUACGAAACAAGAGGGAGCCCUGGGCUUGAGAAUCUUCUAAGCUCAGGUCUCUCUCCUGGGAUAGCAUGCCAAACACUCUUUAUCUGUCAUCAGCUAAGCGUUAACUGUUGACAAGUUGUUUAAAUGUGACCCUGGACCACAAAACUUCUUAUUUUUUUUAAAGGGAUUUGUUUUGUCAAAAGCAAAAUACAGCAUAUGAGUGAAUUUCUUUUAUGCCAAAAAAAGAUUGGCUUAAAAAUAGCAAAAGUAAAGAUCAUGCUAUAUGAAGAUAUUAAAUUAUUAUUCUGCAUUAUAUCUUUAAUUGAACCAAAACAAACUUUUUGAUUAGUUAUAUUGUUACGAUCCUGGUCUAGGGUCAAGGCCGCAACAUAAAAGAUCACCAAACAAAUAAAAAUAACUUUAAUGACCCUUAUGUCGGGUCCCUUUGUCUUUUUUAUCACCCAAAAACAUAAAGUCAACUACCUCAGAGUGAACCCACAAAAAACAAAAAGUACACUCUAAAUUAACACCCAAAUGAAACUUGUUACGAUAACCAACGAUCGCUGGUUCUCCCACACAUUAACCAUGGACUACACUUCCGCCUUCUCCUGGACUACAUAUUCAUACAUGCUCUCCGGACACGCUCACACAU
Danio rerio (zebrafish) is the source of this 5150-nucleotide messenger RNA. NCBI's taxonomy places the organism in Eukaryota, Metazoa, Chordata, Actinopteri, Cypriniformes, Danionidae. The record is from RefSeq and is a predicted model, not a curated record.